AUGAUGGAGUGGACCGAACAGUAUGUGCAGCGCACCAUCGCCGCAGAGCUCAAAGAUGACAUCGCCGGGAAGAUGUGUGAUCUUGAGGACGCAACAGGUGAGCUGAACAAGUGCAUGGCCAGCUUGAAGGAGGAGAUCGAAAAGGCUAAGAAGCAGAGGCACGAGGUGGAGGAUCCAUAUCAUCUGGAGGACCCCCCAUAUUAUCUGGAGGAUGCGGAGGAGGACUUGCCAGGGCACCUUCCCACGGUUUCGCGUCAUCGCAGGUCAGAGCCGACGACACAUGCGCCGGUCCCAUUUCCAGAAAGCGUGUUUUUCGAAUGCCUCGGCAAGCAUACAGCGGCCAAGACUGCUGCAAGGGCAAUCGUAAACAAGAUCGCGACCACCGGGUACAAACAGGAGAUGGCUCCGGAGUUUCAGGCCAGCGCUUGGUCUCUGAUGACCCUGUGGCGGCAGCUCUACAACGUCCGCCUCGAGAAGGAGGCGUUCGAACCCGAGUCCAAGAAUGUCUCCGAGGAUGUCUUGGAAGCCAUGAAGGAUCAGAUGAAGUUUCUCGAUGUGACAGCCCAAAGCAUCAUGGAUGACUGGAAGAAGUGGCGAAAGGACCAACUCGAAAUCAAGCAGUGGAGACAUCGCUCCGAUGAUUUUGAUCACGUCACCUACUACACCCAGGCUUCUGUAACGUUGAUUGACAAGCUCACAGGCUUCGAGCAGACAUGGAAGACAAAGAAGGCAAAGAGUGAUGACUGGCCCUUUGGUAUACUCACGGACAGGUUUAAGGAGCAGGUUAAGGAACGCCACAUGCAGCAAAUGUUCAUCGAAGAGUUCGUCCCGAUGAUAUCAACUGACCCUUACAUCCGUCGUUUGCUCCCUGGAGAAGAGACCAGCAAAUUGAUACCUGAUCCACUGCCGGUGUUCCUUCAGCUGCCAACGUUGUCUGGAUGGCUUACUGGCAACAACCAGAUGGACUUGAAACACCACGGUCGAGAGAAAUGGGUCUAUGCAAGCAUAAAAAGCAGGGAUCACGGCCCUAUUCACUCGAUCGCCUGGCGCCGUGGGGAUCAGAUCGACCAGCUGAACUUCGUCGGUCGAGGCUUUGUCCCCCUGCCGGAGCGCGGCACCGGCGGAGAAGAGAUGCCAGAGAAGUACUUCCAGGGGAAGGUUUGCGGACUGGACGUGGGAUACUGGAAGGACUGGAUGCAUCGCUUCACGGUUUUCAAUAUCAAGAACGCCUCUGAUAGCUGGAAAGGAAAGAGCUCAGCCGAGACUACGGUUUAUGCCUCUGGCCCAGGUCUCUGCGGCCUCUACACUUUCGACCGCCCGAAGAUGCAGGCUGAUGGCUUCGGGGGAUGCGGCGAUGCCCUGCAGCUGCAAAUGUGGUUCCAACCCGACGAGGUUGCACAGCCCGAUCGGGCUUCCCUUGGACGUUGGAUGGGCAAAGUAGCCCUCGAGCAUGUCGACAGGAGAUUGGAGACUUCAUGGUAUUGCGGUCAGCUGGCUUCCCUACCGGCCAACUUCUACGCCUUCGGCUUGAUUUCAGUGAAUGUGCCUGUGGUGCAAGUCUCGGCUAAAGCUGCACCGCAGUUCCCGGCAUGUUUCAAGCACUACAUCCCAUUCCCAGCAGAGCAGAUUAGGUGCCUCCUCGCAUGGCUCCCAGCUAAGAUCCUUUGCUUCCUACUAUUUCUCAGCUUUUCUGUGGAGGCAGUAGCGGAAGGCAACCCGACCUGCUGGCAAGAAGGCUUCUCCUAUGAAAUGUGCUGCGAUAAGAAGUAUGGGCCUGAGGGCAACAAAGAAUGCUGGGAUGGGAUGCACACCUUUCAAACCUGCUGCUUACCUGGAGUCAGUGGAUACUCGCCAGUGGCAGACUUCGAGGAUCUCAUGGCCCGGGGGUCCACUGGAGAUGUUUCGGUCUUGCCUGCGAUCAUUCAGCUCAUCAGCUCUGGCGGCGAGGACUGCACGAAGUCAUCUCACGCCAACGCUUCUGGCUGUGAUACAGGAGGCAAUGGUAUCUCGGGUAGGCAGUGGAAAGCUUUCUUCGAGGGUGCAUCCAUGUCGAAGUUCAUGCGUUUACAGCCCUGGCCUCCCGACGGAGAGCCUUCAAAACUCUGGACAGCAUGUUGCUCCAACUCAACAGUGAGCAUCCGUGAGCGUGUCUUGACAUUGGCCGAGUCUUGUGCCGCCGGCGCAGCUGCUUUGGUUCUCUCUGUUCUUCCUCAGCUUGACGCAACCUCCCCCACAGCCGCGCUCGAAGGCUAUGAUGUUGGCUCAGAGCUGGCCGAGAGAUUGCAGGAAACUGGGGACUGCCGGUGGCUGUACCAGACAAAUCGAGCUGCCUGGAUGCAUUACGACUGGUUCAUGUCACCACCGGAAAAGUUUCUGCCAUGUGUUGGGUCCUUACGCAUCUUCGUCGACGAGCGUGAGACGGCAUCGGUGCUGCGAGAGGCCCCUCUGAGCUGUGCGCAUCGAGGCCUCUGCUUCACAGAGGUCUGGGUCCACGAAUUCUUUCAACGUGCAAGCUGUCGCGUAGACGAUCCGGCCCAGGCAGAUUUCGUUUAUGUGCCCAUCUACUUGUCCUGCUACGACAUGCAGGGCCCAAAGCGGGGCGACCAGGCCCUUGCCCUGGAAACGUUGAUGGGAGACCUAAUGGCACAGGAGGGUCCGCCGGUGCUGCUGGUCUUCACCUGCGAGAAGUGGAAGAUGAAAGGAUGGAGGAGCUUGCUGGGCCGUGAGAGUGAUCGAAGCGUGCGAGAUCACGUGGUGGCUGCAGUAGAGACUCGUCCUCUCUUGGGCCCAGAGGACGAUGCAAGGAUCCUUCCGGGGACCGCCUGGAGUUGUGAGGACUGCUUUCGAUUUGGCUUGGAUGUGGUCUUGCCAUCAGCCGUUCCAGCACCCGAAGCCUAUCGACUUCGAUUCUUCAACCGGGAGCUAGACGAGCGAACCCUUCUGCUGGUUUGGCGAGGGGAGCAUGCAGAGUCGGAUAUUAGGUCAGACGUGCGAGAAGGUUACAUCGAGGUGAACGAGACAGUGCGACCAAGAAUCAUAAAAUAUUUUGAGAGCAAGCCCGAUGCUGAUGUUGGCCGCCCCUCUAUGCGUUACAGCUUCCUCAUGGGCAACUCGCACUUUUGUCUAGUACCACGUGGUCGUGGCUGGUGGACUGUCCGUCUCUUCGAGGCUUUCUACGCCGGCUGCGUGCCAGUUCUGCUCAGUGACGAUGUCGAGUUGCCGUUCGAGGAUUUCCUGGAUUGGGACACGUUUUCUCUGAAGUGGCCAAUGCUUGAAGUCGGUGAGAGCCUCUACUUGCAUUUGCGGGCCUUGAAGCACGAUCAGCGGAAGAUGAGGGAGCUUCAUGAAGGAGUGCGUGCCGUGUCUUGCUGGUUCGAUUUCUUGGAUCCGUCGGGUGACUGCUCGCCCUAUCAGGGCCUCUUAAGGCAACUGGCUCGCAAGCGGCAGAUGCGGGCCAGGCUGUGCAGUGCGCUGGCUGUUCUUGCCGUCUACGUGCUUCUUCGGAUCGGCGAUCUCGAGGCAACGAGCAGGCCAUCUGGCUCCAUGUCGGAGAUCGGUCCCGCCUUGAGUAACUGCUGUUCCGCAUGCGGAGAGCCAGAGCCCCAUGAGCAGCAGUUUGUGGCGAGCAUGAGGGUGGUGGAUGAUGCGCCUGAUGCUGCAGCUCAGACAGAAGAAGUAGGUAGUAUGCGAGCUUGCGAAGAUGCCGGUGAUGCCGAAAGUACUUCGGCAGAGGAAGGCGUGUUGUCGCCCCCAGAGAUCUGCGUUUAUCGCUCGGAUCUGACCCAGCAGAGCAGUCGUGAAGAGCUGAUGCGAGCCAUCUCGAUGCGGAAGUCCUUGCGACGAGCUGCCAGUCUUUGGCGCUCGCGACCUCCAGCUUUGAGCUUGGAGAAGCGGGCACGCCUUUACAACGCUUCCAGCCCGACAGCUGCCUUCGACGUGUUCCUGUCCCAUACCUGGCUAACAGAUGGGCGGUUGAAAGCCUUGUCGUUACUUAUCCGAUUCGGCUGGCCGACUCUUCUACUCGGAUGGCUCAUCGGUGCAGCUAUAUCCUUUCCCCUCUGUUUGACAGGCAUUUUGCCUCAGUUCAGAGGCACGCGGGUGGUUUUGGAUUCUGAACCUGAGGUUCCAGAUGGCUAUUGGGUCCUGAUCUGCUGCACUGCCGGCGCGAUCUUGGGCCUACUUGCGUUUCCUUACUUGCCCAGCCGUUCGGAUCGGUGCUUCCUGGACUUCGUGUCUAUCAGCCAGACCGACGAGCGGCUCAUGCAAGAGGGGAUCGACAACAUCGGCAACUUCCUGGCGUCCACUGCUGAACUGCGGGUGUUUUUCUUUGCUUUGUUAGUUGCUAUUGUUUACCCAUCCAUUCGUGGCAGUUUCCGGUCCCGCAACGCUGGGUUUCUCGAUAUAAUCUCCUUCGUUUGCUUGGCCUUCGGUGCUGCGAUGGUCCGCGUCAUCGUGCAGUGCCAACGAUGCGUGCAGAAGAUGAUCUUCCAGCUGUCCACGUUUGAUGUCACGACAUUGCAGUGCAGCAAGCAGCGGGACAAGGAAAGCAUCCAUGCGGCGAUCGUGCAUUGGUACGGCAGCUUGGACGCCUUCACGGCACACGUGCGCGGGCCCUUCCGCGUCGAGGUGCUGACGCUCAUGCGAUCCGAGGGUAUCAUCCCCUUCGGCUACAUUUUGGUCUGCUUGGCGUCUGCUGCUGCUUUGCCGCUGGGGAACCUGGUAUCUUUAUUGCUGGUGGGUGCCUCCUGGGAAAGCUGGCUGACCUAUGCCUUGAGUUUUCUGGUGGCUUUGGACAUGCUUUGGUUCCCUUCCACGGUUUUCCUGACCAUCACGGCCUGCGAGUAUGUGCUCUGGUCGGAGUCGAAGUGCAAGAUGUGUAGGUACUCGGCGAUUGGCGUGACGUUUGCCUUCCUCAUGCUCGCAGGCAUCGCUGCUUCUUCCUGGGCGCUCAGCUCCUGGGUCGGUGUCUUGUCAUGGCUGUGCGUGGCUACGUUCUUCGCCGGCUUCUCCUGGCGGAUUUCAAAGGCUUGCGCCAUGGCCUACAGGGAACUCGAAGAGUAA
Molecule: messenger RNA, 5061 nt
Organism: Symbiodinium necroappetens
Lineage: Eukaryota; Dinophyceae; Suessiales; Symbiodiniaceae
Source: the annotation of a GenBank genome assembly